Miscanthus lutarioriparius is the source of this 1722-nucleotide messenger RNA. Lineage: Eukaryota; Viridiplantae; Streptophyta; Magnoliopsida; Poales; Poaceae. The record is from the annotation of a GenBank genome assembly.
AUGGAUGGGAAUGCUGAGCCAAUCCAAUUCUCAUGGGGCAAGCGUCGAGCAACAGGUGGUGUCAAGAUGGAUAUACAGUUCUAUGGGUCCUUCACAUUGGACAAUGUGAAGUAUUCAUUGUAUGACUGUGUCUAUCUAUUUAAGCAUGGUGAAACUGAACCAUACAUUGGAAAAAUAGUGAAGAUUUGGGAGCAAAAUAAUGCUAAAAAAGGCCCUGUGAUGGGAAAGGAGAUUUUUCUUGCUUGUGGUGAAGGUACUGGGCUUGCAGAUAUCAACCCACUGGAAGCUGUUGCUGGAAAAUGCACUGUUAUAUGUAUUUCAAAGGACGAGAGGAAUCGUCAACCUUCUCCUCAGGAACUAGACAUUGCUGAUUAUAUCUUCUAUAGGUUCUUUGAUGUUAAAAGUUUAACACUUUCUGAUCAAUUGCCUGAUAAAAUUGCUACAUGGCAAGUUGAUGUUCUGCUGAAUCCAAAAGAUGAGCUAGUCAUAUCCAGUCCUGGUACAAAUGUUCUGCUGAAUCCAAAUGUGGAUGAGUGUAUGGUUGCCGCAGUACCUGCACCCCCUUCAGCAGUUAAAACGGAGGAUGGAAGUCAGGCUGCUGCACUUCCCCUUCCGCAGCCAGCAUUUAAGGAGGUGGAUGAAAAUCCGCCUGCCACAGUUCCCCUUUCCCAAUCAGAGGUCAGGGAGGAACAGAAACCAACCAUUGCGAUUCCCCUUUCCCAGCCUGUGGUCAAGAAAGAGGAUAAGAAAUCAGUUGCUGCCAUUCCCCUUUCCCGUUCAGCAGUCAAGGAGGAUGAGAAACCAGUUGCUUCGAUUGCCCCUCCACGGUCUGCAGUUAUGGAGAACAUUCCCAAACAUACACAGUUACAGGAUGCUCACACUGGGGAGAGGCCACCAAAAAAGUUGAAAUUAUCCCAAGUAACUACAGAGCAGGACAUAGCCCCAGAGACUGCUGAACAAAGACCUUUGGAGCUACCGCCAAAGAAUAUCGACAGAAGCAAAUGGUUUAAAAUUGAAUGGGAUGACAGACUAAAGAUGGCUGAUGAUAAGGGGACUCUUGUCUAUAUUCAAAAUCUUGAUAUUCGGUUUGGACCUGCUGACAUAGAGGAGCUGGUUCGUAAAGCAUUACAGCUAAGUUGCACUGCGAAGCCCAUUAACCACCCCACUUAUGAUGAUCCAAACAAUGGCAAAGCAUAUGCCAUAUUCAAAACUAAAGAUGCUGCUGAUGCUGCCAUUUUAAAAAUCAAUUCUGGCUUGGUUGUUGGUGGAAGACCUCUUUACUGCAGCAAAGGGUUACUUGAGGUUCCAAAACCUUCAGUGAAUCUUAUUGGGCACCUCUCCUCACAUGUCAAAAUUGGUCAAAAGCAGCGUGACGAGCAGAAGAAGGCCGUAGCAACCUCACAUUGUUCCCAGCCCAACACGAUCGAGUAUGACUUGGCCUUAGAAUGGAUGCUUCUUCGGGAAAGGCAAGACCAAAAAGCACAGAGGUCAACGCGCAUGCUUGCAGGGGUCAACGCGCUCUCCAGCAACGACAUCAGGGUCGGCACCAACGUCGAGCCUAAGGCACUGCGCAAAACGUAUGUCAUUGUUAUGCAAAACAUGCCAGCCAAUUUCUCUCGUCUCCUUCCAACAACAGAGUUUCUCCACGUCAAGCCUGGAAAAGGUGCUGCCUUUGUCAGGACGAAAAUGCGCAACUAUGUCACCGGCAACACAGUUGACUAG